Molecule: messenger RNA, 1933 nt
Organism: Suillus discolor
Lineage: Eukaryota; Fungi; Basidiomycota; Agaricomycetes; Boletales; Suillaceae
Product: cytochrome P450
Exons: 12
Coding region: 255-1643 (462 amino acids)
Molecular function (GO): iron ion binding; oxidoreductase activity, acting on paired donors, with incorporation or reduction of molecular oxygen; monooxygenase activity
Source: RefSeq, a predicted model, not a curated record
CCUGACUCAUUUACCUUGUUCGCCAGAAUGCAAUGAUACCAUCACGUGGCAAAGUCUACUGUUUCCUGCUGCUUGUUCGAAAAAUUUCAGUUCCCUUAGGAAUUGAUUGGUACGAGCAAUAUUUGAUUACUGUUCAAUUUGCGUGUACACCCCGCCGUACCUUUAAUUAUCACGCCAUGUUAUUGCAGUGAUGCAUCUCAAUUGUGUAUCGGAUAAUAGGCUGAGAGCGAGGUACUAUAAGCCCACACUACAUCAUGAUGCCGGAAGCUCUCACCGGGAUUACCAACUAUGCUGCUUGUGUUGCCAUAGUCGUAGCGGUGCUUGUUGUAUCAUACAAGAAAUUCUCGCUAGUGCACAGGAAGGGCAUCCAGCUUCCACCUGGACCUCCCGCCCGUUGGUUCUGGAGAAACACUUUGCCUACUGUGAACAUUGCCUGUACGCUGACCGACUUGGUUCGAGAGUAUGGGCCGGUUGUGUCGUUCCGACAAGGUAGCAAAGUGAUAAUCGUCAUCGGCAGCAUGGAGGCAGCCGAAGACAUCAUGGAGAAAGAAGGUGCAUCACUGGUAGAUCGACCUCGGUCCAUUGCCGCAGGUGAAAUGCUCUCGAAUGGAAUGAGCCUCACCAUGGCUGGUGCCAGGGAAUGCUUCAGGUGCCUCCGAAAAGCAGUACAUCCUCAUUUACAGCCAAAGGCGGCAGAAGCAUACCAAGAUAUGCUGCACGAGAAUGCAAUGGAUUUUAUAUUGGAUGUGCUGAAUGACCCAACAAACCAUGAAAAGCACACACAGCGGUUUGCAUCAUCAAUCAUUCUUCGAGUGACUUAUGGGAAGUCUGCGCCCACUGCCAUCGCCGAUCCCGAAUUUGUCUGUCUCUGCAGAGUCAUUGACAAUUACCAGUCUGUAAUUCGCCCAGGAGCUUAUCUUGUCGAUUGGAUUCCCCUUUUGCACUACUUGCCUGGUUACGGAAAACAAAUUUACAAGUGGCAUAAUGAGGAGCUUGAGCUAUUUAGGUAUCAUCUAAGGUGCAUCAAGAGUGAAAUGGAUCAAAACAAAGCUGGCCCCUCUUUGAUGAAGGCAUUAUUGGAGAACACCGAAGAACACCAACUCUCUAUGGAUGAGAUGGCGUAUCUCGCUGGAACACUAUUUGGGGCGGGAUUUGAUACGAUUGCUAUUGCAAUUACCACUAUUGUUAUGGCUAUGGUGUGCCACCCACUCGCCCAGGCAAAGGUACACAAAGAGCUCGAUAUGGUCAUUGGGUUAGACAGAGCGCCAACAUUUAAUGACUCAAGCUUGCUCCCUCAAUUGCACGCGUUCAUAUUGGAAGCUUUGAGAUGGAGACCUGUCAUUCAGAUAGGAUUUGCCCACCGUGCAACCAAGGACAUUUUGUGGCAAGGAUACUGUAUUCCUAAAGGUGCAACAGUCUACGGCUGCCAUUGGGCUCUUUCUCGCGAUCCUAUCACCUUCCCAGAUCCUGAAAUAUUCAAUCCACAGCGUUGGUUUGAUUUGGAAGGCCGCCUUAUGGACAAUAAUGCGAGGUUCAUCACGUAUGGCUUUGGUAGAUGUGUAUGUCCUGGCCUGCACGUCACAAACCACGUGUUGUACAUUAUCACCGCACUUCUCAUGUGGUCUUUCCGCAUUGCUCAAUGACCUGAUGCACCGAUAAACACGUACGCUUUCAGUGACCGCGUCACUCCCCAUGCAGAGCCGUUUGAAAUCAACGUCAUUCCCUGGGUAGAGGUCGCGAAGCUGAAAGCGGCCAUGGCAGAAUGAUGUGCGGAUUAGAGUGUUUUGCUAAGCAUGAUAUUGAGCUCCUCACCCUCGACAAAACAUUGUUCAAUGACCUGACGUAUCGAUCAACACACAUACCUUUAAUGACACGUCGGGUCGAGGACAAUGAUAACGGAUAGGUAUAUUAUUUGCAGUAGUACUGUUUGUUA